AAUUCAGACACUGGUGAGACAAAGAAACCCACAUAUUCCACUGCAGCAUCCAUCUUCUCACCUGGUCUGAGCGUAUGCUGGGAAAAUGAGCUGAUCUCACGGGUUACACCUGUGUGCACAAAGCUGGGAGAAUAUAAUGAAGAGCCACGCAGUAAGCAGAAGGAUGUCUUCAAUAUCUAAUGAUGUCGGCACAAAAACUGACCGAUCAUCAUGCUCACAACUGCGUUCAUCCCUGUGCUCCUCAGGGAAAAUGAGAGCAGGAGGUCUGCAUGUGGUCUUCUCAGAUAGUAAAACUUUCAACUCCUCCCCAGAGACGGACACAAUUCAGAAGUCUAGCAUCUGUGAACUUAGCCAGGAUAUAUAUUCUACAAAGAGAUUGAAUUUGAGUGACACAAAUCACGGGCACCUUGUCCAGAAACCUCAGAGUGGCAAGAAAAUCGAGGGCCACAGGGAUUAUGGUGGGAGGCUUCCUACAGAAAUGAAUACGUCUUCGCAGACUGCCAGCGGCAGUACACUCACACAGCUCACUGAGACAGAAAUUAAACACGGGAAUCCUUUAAACAUCAAGUCAGGCUUCAGAGAUGCAACUUCAUUAUCAGCUGAAGUUUUACUGGAGAACUUGAAGUCCAUAAUGAUGAAACCAGCCAUGGUAUCUUCAGUACCUGAGAAGGUCAGAGAACCUGCAGCUCGCAGGUCUUCCAGCCCAGCUAGAGUGGAAUAUACGCAAAGUGAGACCCUGCAUUCCCCAAUGUCUCCUAAUCUUUGCUUCAAAGACUCUCACAAGGAGUCUUCCACUGAGCUAAGUAAUGAUACUGCUGUCACAGAAGGUCAGAGUGCCACUGGAAGUGAAAAAGAGUCCAAGGUUACAGGUGUCCUCCAGCAGCUCCUGAAGCUGGUGGAUUGUCACUGGAACGGGCCUGGAUCUCUCCUGGUUAACAAGGAUUUUCUUGUUCCUGCCCAAAACUUGCUUUUCCAUCUUGUGGCUUGUACUGCUCCACGGCAGGAUGCUCAUCUGACAGCUGGACACUCCUCUUCAAUCUUAGCUAGAAACAAUCCCAAAGUCCAAAGGACUCAGCUUAAAUAUACUGAACAAUUCGAUAGAAUGGAUUCUGCUGCGCAAGGAAAGGGCUGGUGGAAAGCCAUGUCUCAGCUUCCACGUUGCACAAGAUGGAUCAUACUGCUGCUUCUAGUUAUCAUAUCCAAAGAAACCAAGCAUCCAUGUACGGUAGGGCCAAACGACUUAGCUUUAAUUUAUUGUGAGCAAUGUGACUGUUCAAAUUACUUUUGUUUUCUGCUUCCAGGUAAGCUCACAAUGAUUACAAAGAGUAAGGAAUGAAACUGGGGUCUUCUCCUUAGCAGCUGUACAAGCUAUUCUUUUAGAAGUGGAAGGAUUCAUUUAUAGCCACCUGGGCUAUGGUACAUCAAGUAAAUGGUGGCUGAUGUGGCCUUACAAGGCUCGCAAGAACGGUCACAAUGCAACCAUUCAUGCCUUACGCCAGUACCAGCUAUGCCAUGUAUGCCUUUUCUAGGAGCUUUUAUACACUGUGCAAUAAGAACAAGAUUACUGUAAUGUAACAAGGAAACACUAACAUCAUUGGAUGGAUUCCUUGACUGCUGACAGACCAGCACAAGCUUCCCAACAAACUGAAGAUGAUUUUCUGAUAUUUUCAGUCUGUCCUAGCGUACAGAAAAACUGACAGUGGUCCAAGCCUUAAUCUCCAUUUGUCCAGCACUUUAGUGGCCAGUAUACAUGGUGACAGCUGCUGUGUAAUCGGAGAUAGCCUCACAAGUUUGAGCAUCUGUUCUGAGCUGCCCCGUAGCAGCAGCCAUACAGUUCUGUGCCCUGGAUGCUGCAGGGUUGCUGCAGGAUGCGUUUUAGCCAGUCCCUCAGCCCUGACUUUUAAAGGCUUUGUGUAACAAAGGACCACAACCCUUCACAGGCUGCUGUGGUGAUUUUUGUUUGGUGUAACCCCCAGCCCCUGGAUCCCACAAUCCCCAUUGUCUCUCAGAGCAGCCCUUCCUGUUAGAGGCAUGCUCAGUACAGCAGUCUAUCAAAAAACUUUUGAUCCAAAAAUGUGCCUAGAACAGGUUCAACUUAGGGUUUGAACAAAAGAGAUAGUAAUAAUAACUGUGGCUAUUAUUAAUAUUGCUCGUAAUAAUUUACUCUGUUAUGCAUUAGCAUCGAGAAUUGCUUUUAUUAAAAAUGCGUUUACCAGCUUUUGGUGAUUUUGCUCAGACCUCUCACUGUGU
Messenger RNA from Cygnus olor (mute swan), 2250 nucleotides. RefSeq names its product leucine rich repeat containing 36 (gene LRRC36). Lineage: Eukaryota; Metazoa; Chordata; Aves; Anseriformes; Anatidae. Bases 137 to 1336 code for a protein of 399 amino acids. The transcript has 8 exons. The record is from RefSeq and is a predicted model, not a curated record.